GCGGCUCGGCCGGGCUGUGGUUAGUGCGCAGCGCGCAGGCCAGGGCAAAGACUCAGAGACCAGAGCAGCAAGCACCCAGGCGGCCUGGAGCGCGACGGGCACUAUGAGCCGCAAAUGCGACGUGAUCGUGGUGGGGGGCGGCAUCUCAGGUCUGGCAGCAGCCAAACUUCUACAUGACUCUGGUCUGAAUGUGGUGGUUCUGGAAGCCCGUGAUCGUGUGGGAGGCAGGACUUACACAAUUAGGAACCCAAAAGUUAAAUAUGUGGACCUUGGAGGAUCUUAUGUUGGACCAACCCAAAAUCGUAUAUUAAGAUUGGCCAAGGAGCUAGGAUUGGAAACCUAUAAAGUAAAUGAAGUUGAGCGUCUGAUCCAUCAUGUAAACGGCAAAUCAUACCCCUUCAGGGGCCCAUUACCAUCUGUGUGGAACCCGAUCACCUAUCUAGAUCAUAACAAUUUUUGGAGGACAAUAGAUGACAUGGGGCAAGAGAUUCCCAGUGAUGCUCCCUGGAAGGCUCCCCUUGCAGAAGAGUGGGACCACAUGACAAUGAAGGAGCUCCUAGACAAGAUCUGCUGGACUGAAUCUGCAAAGCAGUUUGCCACUCUCUUUGUGAACCUGUGUGUCACUGCAGAAACCCAUGAAGUCUCUGCUCUCUGGUUCCUUUGGUAUGUGAAGCAGUGUGGGGGCACCACCAGAAUCUUUUCAACGACCAAUGGAGGGCAGGAGAGAAAAUUUGUGGGUGGAUCUGGUCAGGUAAGCGAGCGGAUAAUGGACCUCCUUGGGGACCAAGUGAAACUUGAAAGGCCUGUGAUUCACAUUGACCAGACAGGAGAAAAUGUCCUUGUGGAGACCCUAAAUCAUGAAAUAUAUGAGGCAAAAUAUGUGAUUAGUGCUAUUCCUCCCAUUCUGGGCAUGAAGAUUCACUAUAGCCCUCCUCUGCCAAUGAUAAGAAACCAGCUGAUCACUCGUGUGCCUUUGGGUUCAGUUAUCAAGUGCAUGGUUUAUUAUAAAGAGCCGUUUUGGAGGAAAAAAGAUUUCUGUGGAACUAUGGUUAUUGAAGGAGAGGAAGCUCCAAUUGCCUACACAUUGGAUGAUACCAAACCAGAUGGCAACUACGCUGCUAUAAUGGGAUUUAUCCUUGCUCACAAAGCCAGAAAACUAGCACGUCUCACCAAAGAAGAAAGGUUGAAGAAACUUUGUGAACUUUAUGCAAAAGUUCUAGGCUCCCAAGAAGCUUUGCAGCCUGUCCAUUAUGAAGAGAAGAACUGGUGUGAGGAACAGUACUCUGGGGGCUGUUAUACUACCUACUUCCCCCCUGGGAUCAUGACUCAGUAUGGAAGGGCUCUCCGGCAACCAGUGGGCAGGAUCUUUUUUGCAGGCACUGAGACGGCCACACACUGGAGUGGCUACAUGGAGGGGGCUGUGGAGGCUGGGGAAAGAGCAGCCCGAGAGAUUCUGAAUGCCAUAGGGAAGAUUCCAGAAGAUGAAAUCUGGCAGCCAGAAGCAGAGUCUAUGGAUGUCCCUGCACAGCCCAUCACCACCACCUUCCUGGAGAGACACCUGCCUUCAGUUCCAGGCCUGCUAAGGCUACUUGGAUUGACAACCAUAUUUUCAGCAACAGCUCUAGGCUUUCUCAUCUACAAAAGGGGGCUGCUUGUACGGAUCUAAUGACAUCUAAAUGGCAGGGCAUAUGGAGCCACAUUGUUUUCUUAUUCUACUUGGGCAGUGGGGUGAGAUCUAAUUCAAUGAAGAGUGAGGAAACACGGUACCUCUUUCUCCAUUUUGGCCCUGGAUUAGCCUCCUUUACUUGAGAGCAACACUAUGUCCUACAUAUUUCCAAGUUCCUGUCCUCAGAAUGUUCAGAGUGGUUACACCAGGGUGUUUAAGCUGUUUGAUUUCCAACAACACACCUAGCCCAUCCACACAAAUUUCUUCCCAUCUCUGUGCUUUGCCUUGUCUUUGCUUGCCUUGUAGUAUCUGUGCUUUCCCAAGUUCUCUGUAGUUUUCUUUAGAACUCUGUCUUCUUGUAGCUAGAAGACACCUUCUGGAGCUCCCCCUCUAUUUUAGAGUUGAAUAAACUAUGGUUGACAGAACUUAAUCACCUAAGUCCCAUAAUAAACCCAUUGGUAGUAGAGUGACUAGAACAUAGAUUUAGUGCUUUUCCCACCUACUGGGAUGUAUUUCCCAACUGCCCUCCUUUGUCUUCCAUCAUAGUAUGUGAUGGUUGUCUCUAUGUAGACUUACUCUGUAUUAAGUCAUCUUGUACUACUCAAAUACUACUCAAUAUAUAUCCUUUAACUUUGUAUUUGCAGCUGAUUUCCAUUAUGUUGAUAGUGAAAGUGCUAUCUAUUUUUCUUUUGUGUCCUCCAUAACGUUUUCAUGCAAACGUCAAUACACACCUGGAUAAUUAAAAGUAAACCUGAUUGACCAGA
Jaculus jaculus (lesser Egyptian jerboa) is the source of this 2430-nucleotide messenger RNA. RefSeq names its product monoamine oxidase B (gene Maob). The record is from RefSeq and is a predicted model, not a curated record. The transcript is spliced from 15 exons. Gene Ontology annotation, molecular function: oxidoreductase activity. Bases 104 to 1666 code for a protein of 520 amino acids. Lineage: Eukaryota; Metazoa; Chordata; Mammalia; Rodentia; Dipodidae.